AUGGUGGCAGAAUUAUUUUGGCUUGGAAUCCAGGAAGCUUUUCUCUCUAAUAGAGAAGUGUUGUGGAAAGAUUUGAAAGCUUUAAACACACAGGAUGCCUGGAUCUUGUGUGGAGAUUUCAAUUGUGUUAUGAGUACUGAUGAGAGAGUUGGCUCCCCUGUUAGGAAUACUGAAAUAGUGGAUAUGUGUGAUUGUAUGCAUUUCUGUAGUAUGGAAGAUAUUAAGAGUGUGGGUAAUUUCUACACUUGGAACAAUAAGCAGCAUGGUGCAACUAGAGUUUUUUCUAAAAUUGAUAGAAUAAUGGCUAAUCCUAAGUGGUUAGGUGUUUAUAGCUCAACUGAAGUGUGUUUUAUGAAUGAGGGUUGUUUUGAUCAUUCCCCUGGAUUGUUGACUGUCUAUCCUAGGGAUACAGGGGGGAAAAAGCCUUUUAAUUAUUUUACAAUGUGGAAAUCUGCUCCUCAUUUUCUGACUCUUAUCCAAGCACAAUGGAGUGGUACAGUUCAAGGGAGCAAGAUGUUUGGUGUUGUUCACAAACUGAAGAAGGUGAAGUUGGUUCUCAAAGAGUUGAAUAGAAAGGGAUUCUCUAAUGUUCAAGCUGCUGAUCUUCAAGCAUACCAUGACAUGAUUGCAGCUCAGACAUCAAUGCAUCUUGAUCCUGCUGAUCAGAGUCUUGCUGAUGCAGAACUCAAUGCAGUGCAGAAUUACAAAAAUAAGCAUUAA
Molecule: messenger RNA, 720 nt
Organism: Spinacia oleracea (spinach)
Lineage: Eukaryota; Viridiplantae; Streptophyta; Magnoliopsida; Caryophyllales; Amaranthaceae
Exons: 2
Coding region: 1-720 (239 amino acids)
Source: RefSeq, a predicted model, not a curated record